Molecule: messenger RNA, 231 nt
Organism: Colletotrichum lupini
Lineage: Eukaryota; Fungi; Ascomycota; Sordariomycetes; Glomerellales; Glomerellaceae
Exons: 1
Source: RefSeq, a predicted model, not a curated record
AAUACGUUAAUAGCGGGUAUUAUAAGGAUUAGUUUCGGCCUAAGUAAGGAAAUCGUCGCCUUAGGUAUAAUAAAAGUAGAGACGCACUUCAGAACGAUAACUUUUUAUAUUUUACCCGUUAAUACCCCAUUUCUCCUAUAUCUAAAAGAUAUAGAUCGACUAAGUAUUAUAUUUAAUAAUACGAGGAAUAGAAUCUCUAGCGGUAAGUACUUCGAAAUAGUCGAACGAUAA